CUUGAUCCGAAGAGCUCCGACAGUCCCAGAGGAGACCUGCUGGAUCUCAGAGACCAGGACCGAGAGCGGGAUGGAGGAGGACAACCAGGACCCGGAGCCCCGGAGCAACAACGUCCCCGGAGGACAAACAGCAGGCUCGAGCUCUGAUAGCACCGAUGUUCAGAAGCGGAGAAAAAGAGAUGGACUCGGACGUCACAGCUGUCCAUUCUGUGACAAAUCCUUCGCAAAAUCUGAAUAUUUAAGUAUUCAUCUGAGACAUCACACUGGCAAGAACCUACACACCUGUGAGCAGUGUGGGAAAACAUUUGCUAGAGCUGAUAGGUUGGUUAACCACCGACGUGUUCACACUGGAGAGAAACCAUACAGGUGUGAUCUGUGUGGGAAAACGUUCGCCACAUUUGCUAGGUUGGAUGUCCACCGACAUGUUCACACUGGAGAGAAACCGCACAGGUGUGAUCUUUGUGGGAGCACUUUCACCACCUCGGAGAACCUGAAAAUCCACGGACGUGUUCACACCGGAGAGAAACCGUACAAGUGUGAUCUGUGCGGGAAAGAUUUCAGUACAUCAAGUCAAAUGUCAAAACACAGACGCGUUCACACUGGAGAGAAACCGCACAAGUGUGAACAUUGUGGGAAAGCUUUCAGUAGAUCAGAUGAAUUAAAAACCCACCGACGUGUUCACACUGGAGACAGACCGUACUGCUGUGAACAGUGUGGAGCGUCUUUCAGUAGAUCUGAUCACUUACAAAUCCACCGACGUAUUCACACGGGAGAGAAAUCGCACUGGUGUGAACAGUGUGGAAAAGCUUUUAUUACAUACAGGUUGGUGCUGGAAUAAUCUGAGCUGGACACUUGAGACUUGGACUCGAGUCCUUUUCAAUGUUCUCAUUAAAGGAGUCGACACAAAGAGAAGCUUUGACUCUUGGUUUGAAACUGGACCUUCAAUCAACUGUUUCCUUUCAACAAGAUUUGUUGUGGCUUCAGAAAAUGUGACAAAUUGUGACGGGUCCAAAAUCUAAAGACAGCAGCUUCCAGCAUCUUCUAAAUCCUGCUGCUGUAGAAAGUUCUGACAUGUGGUUUAACUUGACUCUUAACUUCCUGUCAGUGGUUCUGAUUUCCUGCAGCUGCUGACUUCUCUGUGUCUGUAGAAAUAAAGUUUGUUUGACUGCA
Molecule: messenger RNA, 1170 nt
Organism: Micropterus dolomieu (smallmouth bass)
Lineage: Eukaryota; Metazoa; Chordata; Actinopteri; Centrarchiformes; Centrarchidae
Product: zinc finger protein 239-like
Exons: 3
Coding region: 71-838 (255 amino acids)
Source: RefSeq, a predicted model, not a curated record